This is a messenger RNA of Prunus avium (sweet cherry), 1158 nucleotides long. Lineage: Eukaryota; Viridiplantae; Streptophyta; Magnoliopsida; Rosales; Rosaceae. The record is from RefSeq and is a predicted model, not a curated record.
AUGCAAGAUCUUAAGUAUAGACAUAAAUUGGAUAUGUUGGUUAUUUUGGAGCCUAGAAUUAGCUCCAGUAAAGCUCAGAAAGUCAUUUCUCAACUUGGCUUCCCUAAAGCUGAAAUUUCUGAUGCUGUAGGCUUUUCUGGUGGUAUUUGGCUGCUGUGGGAUGAUGCUAAAUUCAACUUGAGAGUCAUUCAUUGUAUGGAUCAAGCUGUUUCUGUUUGUGUUGAGACUUCUGGAGGUAUUUCUUGGAUCUUUACUGCUGUGUAUGGGCACCCUUGCCCGGCUAGGAGAGCUUAUCUCUGGAAAAACUUAUCUAUUAUUGCUGCUUCUUGGAAUCUUCCUUGGGUUGUCUGUGGGGAUUUUAAUGAUAUCUUGUUUGAAGAUGAAAAAUUUGGAAAAUUAUCUGGUAAAAGUAGAGGUUUCAAGGACUGGUUUGAUCAGCAUGGUCUCAUUGAUUUGGGAUUUUUGGGACCCAAGUUUACUUGGGUUAAUAAGAGAGAUGGUGGUGAUUUUGUGAUGAAGAGAUUGGAUAGGGUUAUUUGUAACAAGGAGUGGAGGGUUUUAUUUCCUGAAGCUUUCGUGACGCAUCUGCCUAGAAGAUGCUCUGAUCAUAGUCCUCUUUUGAUUAGUCUUAUCUCUGAUAAGAUUCCUGCAGCUGAGCUUAAACCUUUCAGAUUUGAGGCAAUGUGGCUUAAACAUUGUUUAUUUCCAGAGUUCAUUAAAGCUGAGUGGAAGAAUUUGGAAGGUUCAGUUUCUAAUAAAUUUGACAUGUUGAUUCCCCUGCUUCGGGAGUGGAAUACUCAAGUCUUUGGUCAAAUUUUUCAAAAGAAAAAGAGAAUUCUUGCUAAGCUUCAAGGUGUUCAAAUGUCUCUUUGUAAGGGUUUCUCUCCUUUUUUGAGCAAUCUGGAGAAGCAUCUUCAACAGGAGUUUGAGGAUUUAUUGGAUCAGGAGGAUGUGUUUUGGAAACAAAAAUCUAGAGUUUCUUGGCUGCAGGGUGGGGAUAGAAAUACCAAGUUCUGUCACAUUACUACUCUUGUCAGAAGAAGAAGGAAUAGGAUUGAAAGGCUUAAAGAUAAUAAUGGGGAUUGGAUCUCUAGUAAAGAAGGUUUGAAAGCGCUUGCUGUUGAGUAUUUUCAUGGGCUUUCUUUCAUUCAAGUUUAA